UCCAUUUGUUUAUUUCCUUCCUUCCUUGCCCUGUUUUUCUCUGCUGGGGGAGUCGAUGAAAAAGAAACAGAGGAGGGAAAUAGGGAGAUAGAGAGAGCAAGGAAAAAAAAAGGGAUUGAGGAGACUGAAUUCUUGUACUCUGAAGGCUCGACCCAGUGAGCUAUCUUUUUUGGAGUUAUCGAUAAGCUUCUAGCUGCGCGGAAGAGUCACUUUUUUGAUAUCGGGGAUUAGCUCAGAGAACUAGAUAUCGAGUUUUUCCUUGCCGGAUCACGCGACAAUAUCUGAUCACUAAUGGCAAAAUCGCCUGAGCUAGAGCAUCCCAUCAAGGCCUUUGGCUAUGCUGCCCGGGAAACCUCAGGCCAUCUUGCUCCUUUCAGUUUCUCUCGGAGGGCAACGGGAGAGAAAGAUGUUACCUUCAAGGUAUUAUACUGUGGGAUAUGCCACUCCGACCUCCAUAGCAUUAGAAAUGAAUGGGGAGAUGCCCUGUAUCCUCAGGUGCCCGGGCAUGAGACUGUGGGGGUGGUGACAGAAGUUGGCUCCAAGGUGACAAAGUUUAAGGUUGGUGACAAGGUUGGUGUUGGCACCUUAGUGGGGUCAUGCGGCUCCUGCGAUAGCUGUAAGAGUGAUUUCGAAAACUACUGCCUUAAAUUCAUCCCCACCUACAAUAGCAUAUACCAUGAUGGCACCAUGAACUAUGGUGGCUACUCCGACAUCAUGGUAGCGGAUGAACACUUCGUAGUUGGGAUUCCUGACAAUCUGCCGCUCGAUGCGGUAGCUCCACUCCUAUGUGCUGGGAACACUAUCUACAGUCCAAUGAAGUACUACGGACUUGAUAAGCCCGGGCUUCAUAUUGCUGUGGUUGGGCUCGGCGGGUUGGGCCACAUAGCUGUCAAGUUCGCCAAGGCCAUGGGCCUCAAGGUGACCGUCAUCGAUGUCGACAUGGCUAAAAAGCAGGAGGCCGUUGAGCGCCUUGGGGCCGACGAUUUCUUCCUCAGUCAAGACCAGGAACAAAUGCAGGCUAGAAUAGCAACAUUGGACGGUAUCAUUGAUGCAGUCCCGGUAGUUCAUCCUCUCCAACCUUUGCUUCUUCUGCUGAAGGCUCACGGCAAGCUAGUUUUGGUCGGUAUACCAGACAAGCCGCUUGAGUUACCAGCCUUCCCGUUGCUCAAAGGUCGCAAGCUUGUCGGGGGCAGUUUAAUGGGCGGGUUGAAGGAGUUGCAGGAGAUGCUAAAUUUCGCCUCCAAGCACAACAUCACUGCGGACAUCGAACUCGUUAAGAUGGACUAUGUAAAUACUGCUCUGAAGAGACUUGAAAAAGCGGAUGUCAGAUACCGAUUCGUCAUUGACAUUGGGAAUUCAUUGAAGCCUACUGCCUAGGAAUAUCUGUUGGUUUCCCCUGUUGUUUCACAUUCGCUUGUCCUGCGACAUUCAUAAAUUCUGCGUGUUGUUGCACAUUGGCUUGUUGAUUCAAAUUUCUAAAAUAAGACUAGUUGUCAAUUUCUACAUUAAUAUUUAAUGAAUGUUCGCCGGAUCAUAUUGUACUUUUUCGAUUUGUCUCUGUAGGAUUUAAUUAUGAUCUUUGUUA
Molecule: messenger RNA, 1585 nt
Organism: Punica granatum (pomegranate)
Lineage: Eukaryota; Viridiplantae; Streptophyta; Magnoliopsida; Myrtales; Lythraceae
Source: RefSeq, a predicted model, not a curated record